Penicillium lagena is the source of this 810-nucleotide messenger RNA. RefSeq lists its product as uncharacterized. The transcript is spliced from 2 exons. NCBI's taxonomy places the organism in Eukaryota, Fungi, Ascomycota, Eurotiomycetes, Eurotiales, Aspergillaceae. The record is from RefSeq and is a predicted model, not a curated record. The coding region runs from base 1 to 810 and encodes 269 amino acids.
AUGCCCUCUAUGGCUCCGGAGAGCAUUGAGUUACUAGAACAUUAUGCUGGUGUUUCGAAAAAUGACAUGGAAAAGCAUAUAUACUCUAUCAGGGAUGAGGCGUGGGAUAUCAUGCCAUAUCCAUGCAUCGGAGCAUUCAUGUUUCUGACACUUCGACUCUGUGCACUACCCGAGUAUCCAGCCUUACUGUCACGCCUUAAGAACGGCCACACAUUUCUCGACCUCGGCUGUUGUUUCGGACAGGAUAUCCGGAAAUUGAUCUUUGAUGGUGUGCCAGCUGAUCAACUUCUAGGCUGUGAUUAUGAACGUAGCCUUCUGGAGGUUGGUUUUGCGCUUUUUCACGACAAAGAUACAAUGUUCAACCGCUUCAUUGAUGCGGAUUUCUUUGACGACCAUGGUAAGCUCUUUCAACAUAAGCAGACCUUCGACAUCAUACACAUUGCAAUGUUCCUCCACCUAAUGAACCGGCAUACUCAACUGCUUGCGAUUGACCGCAUUUUCUCAUUGAUUUCGAAGAAACCUGGCAGCCUUAUUAUGGGAUCUCAAAUUGGUUCAUUCCAGGCUGGAGAGGAACCCCUUCGUCACGAUGCUGCUAAAACAGUUUUUCUGCAUAAUGAGAGCUCUUUUCAGAAUCUAUGGCGUGAGGCAGCAAAAGAAAAAAACCUCCGAUUGAAAAUCAAUAUGACUAUAAACAAAUCUCAAACCGAUGCGUUAAAACCUACGAUUGAUGAGAAGGAUGGAAAAAUUCGAGAUAUAUACUUUACAGGUCCGAAAUUCAACUACUAUGAUUUCAUCAUAGAGCUUUUGUAG